UCUACCCACAAGUGAGGAUAAGCUGCAAGGCCAAGAGCAGUCAGUUUCCUUAUCAGUACCAGAAAUGGUACAAAUGACUGUGCAAAGCCACAGGAGGUCCCUGCAAGAGUUUUCAGAAAGUCCCGUUAUGUCAAGAUGCAAGCGUCUCAGCUCUUCCCACUCGCUCACUGGUGCACCCCAGAGCAUCACUGAAUGGCUUGCGCUCUGGGAAAAGGAUCCAGUGGAGAUUCUGCUUGAUUUGGGGUUUGGUACGGAAGAACCUGAUGUCUGCACUAAAAUCCCUCCUCGGUUCCUCAGUGGUGCUUCUGUAGCAAAAGGGAUCAACAUCCGAGUUUUUUUGGAAGCUCAGAAGCAGCGGAUGGACAUUGAGAGGACGAACCCGUAUGAACGUUUUCGACAGCUGGAAGUACUUGACCACGUAACCAGUGCCCUCUCAUCUUUGCUGACUGAUGUCAACACCCAACAGACCAAAGCACAUGAUGCCAGCGGGGAUGCGACUGGUCUCCUGGAUGCUGCGAAAAGCAGACCUGCAGUCACACGAGCGAAGCGGAGAAGAAUAGGUCAGCUCCUGAAAAGGGCUUCUCAGCAGACAGUGCUGUUGAAACAGGGCUUGCUGGCACCUGGGGAAGCCAACUUAUCGAGCAGGAAAGAGCAACCCUGUUCUUGUGCAGAUAUUGCUGAGAGGGGAACAGUCCAGGCAGGCUUUUCUGCACGUGUUACAUUGGGCUGUCUGACCAAGGAGCAAACCCCCAGAGACAAAGGUGCUUUGGCAUAUCCCACGUCUCAGCGUCCACAGACUCCACCAGCGAAAGCCUGGGCUUCAUCGCACCUAGUUGCAAAACAGCCCCACCUUUCUCCUGCAUGUGAUGUGCCUGCCAAAGACAGGCCAAGAAAGGAGCUACCCUUGCUUGUGGCCCACACACUCAAAAAAGUGGCCGACCUGAACUGCAAGCUGCCAGACUCAUUUGAAAUGGAAGAGGAUACUCUCAAAGAAGUUGGCACUGAAGUUACUGAGAUUCAGAGUUUUGAGGAUGAAACUCUAUGUGGAAAUGCUCCUGACACCACUUCAGCAGAGGUGAUGGUGACAAGAACAAGCAGCUUCCAGUCAGACAGCAGUGGGUUCAUGGAGGAGCUGCCAGAACCUGUAGUUUUGCAAAAUGCAUCUUUGUCAGGAAAGAUUAAUUUUAUUUCUGAUAGCCACAAUCAAGAAACAGCUCUGUCACACAGGAUGUUUUUUCCUAUGUUAAAUCAAGAUUUUCAACAAAAGCCAGAUGAUUCUGUUGAUAAGGUCUUCAUCGCAGCUUCUGGAAGCAUUUUGACGGUACCUAGAUCAACAAAAGCAUGCAGUGAGCAGGGAGAAGAGACUCAUCUGCUGCUGACUGCAGAAAAUGGCAAGUAUCAGGCCUAUAAUGCUGAGCCACAGACUUUUGUACAAGAAAUGUUAUGUGACAUAGACAAGAAAGAGGAUAAAACUGGAAGGAAGCAACUGGAAAAAGAGGACUACAUAAAAGAGCAUAGUCCUUGUUUUCAGGGUGAUACUCAGGGUGAAGGAGAUCCUAGCUCCUCGAAAUUUGAUCGUCAUUUAUAUUUUAGUACAGAACACAAAAAGGUGAAUGUAACCUUCAUUGAACUGAGCGAUAUAAACCCUGCAGUCAUCAGUGAGAGCAAAAUCAGAGGCAAACAUGAAGUUGAGAGGCGCCUGAUUGAAAAGGACAUUGGAGUUGCAUGUCAUGAAAGUGCCCAUCAAGGUCAUACAGGAUGUGUUAAAGGACCUUGGUGGGGAGCAGAAGUGGUCAGCAAAGAUGGUACCCUGCUUGCAGUGAAUGAGGUGACAAAUGGGCAGCAGUUCUGCAAAAUGGAUGGUGAUUCAAACAAUACAAAAUGCUUCCCCAAAAUGGGGCUCCCAGAAACUCCGCGGCGGGGCUCAGCAGUGCGAAGUGGGGGCAGUGCCACUUCAAGAUGUUCUCUGCAAGUAUCUCAGAGGCGUCCCUCCCGCCUAGUGGAAGGGCCUGGAUUAAGUUCAUCUGAAGGUCAAGAGACUGGUAGCAUAGGGGAGACGUUAGGUGCCAACAAAUCAGAACAGGGAGACACUGUCCAAAAUGGUGAAAUGGCUUCCACUCCUCUGAAAUCUGUUACUGUUCAGAUGUCUUCAGGGCUGGAGUUUACUUCAAGGGUGAAGUGCACAGGGCAAAAUGUUCUUGUCAGUGAGAGCCUUGCCAGGGAAGAUCUUGUGGACUUCUCUGAGAGUGGUCCUCUCAUACGGUCAGACCCAGGGGCUUUGAAGGGUAGUGUGAAGCAGACCACUGAAGCCUCCAGCCAAACUGACAUCCAUGCCAGGAAACCCAGGUGGCCACUACUGCUUCAUCCACCCCACAGUCACCUGAAAAAAUCAGCCUCUCUUGACACCAUGCUUUGUGGCAAAAACAAGUCACACUACUGGGGUGAAGCCUCUGGUGCUGGGGGUGUGCAGGGCAGUCACUGCUGUCACUGCUGCUGCUGCUAUGGCUGUUGCCUAUGGACCUUCCCUGUGGGUGUCUCUCCCCAUCACCCUGUGGGCUGCUGCUCAAACCAUGCCUCCACCGAGCUGCAGCUCUUGAAAACGCUGAUACUCCUACAGGACACUGCAAUAGGUAAUCUUGCUCCGUUUACCCUCCAUGAAAUAGAAGUGAUGAAGAGCUCCUGCCAGCACUUCCAGGAGAAGCUGGAUGAGAUUGAACAGCACCUGACUGAACAGCAGGUGUUGUUUUCCAGCACGAUGCCAGAUGAAGAAAGGGAGGAAGGCAGACACCUGCAACUCUUACGGCGAGCUGUUCGGCAGGAGGUUGCGGAGCUGGAAUUUCAUCUGAAUGAUCAAGCUUGCCAGGUCAGGGAGGGCAUCCUUACGUUGAAGAAAUCUUUCCGAAAUUCUUUAGGUAAUGAUUCAGCAGAAGGAAAAGACUGA
Pelecanus crispus (Dalmatian pelican) is the source of this 2941-nucleotide messenger RNA. The record is from RefSeq and is a predicted model, not a curated record. NCBI's taxonomy places the organism in Eukaryota, Metazoa, Chordata, Aves, Pelecaniformes, Pelecanidae.